UGUCUCCCUCUCUCCACACGAACUGCCCAGGAGUGAGCAGCUGCUCCCGGUUGGCCCUGCCUGACGGACAGACACACCGACAGCCUGACAUCUUAGCCCACCAACUAACCAGCCUGCACCUGGCUGCUUCCCCCUCCCCAGGAACAUUCACCAUGAGUCCCCUGUGGCUACUCACCUUGCUGCUGGCCCUCAGCCAGGCCCUGCCCUUUGAGCAGAAGGGCUUCUGGGACUUCACCCUGGACGAUGGACUGCUCAUGAUGAAUGAUGAGGAGGCUUCAGGCUCAGACACGACCUCAGGUGUCCCUGACCUGGACUCUGUCACACCUACCUUCAGUGCCAUGUGUCCUUUCGGCUGCCACUGCCACCUGCGGGUUGUUCAGUGCUCCGACUUGGGUCUGAAGACUGUGCCCAAGGAAAUCUCACCUGACACCACACUGCUAGACCUGCAGAACAACGACAUCUCUGAGCUCCGCAAGGAUGACUUCAAAGGCCUUCAGCACCUCUAUGCCCUGGUCCUGGUAAACAAUAAGAUCUCCAAGAUCCAUGAGAAGGCCUUUAGCCCUUUGCGGAAACUGCAGAAACUCUACAUCUCCAAGAACCACCUGGUGGAGAUUCCUCCCAACCUGCCCAGCUCCCUGGUAGAGCUACGCAUCCAUGACAAUCGUAUCCGCAAAGUGCCCAAGGGCGUGUUCAGCGGGCUCCGGAACAUGAACUGCAUUGAGAUGGGUGGGAAUCCCCUGGAGAACAGCGGUUUUGAACCAGGAGCCUUUGAUGGCCUGAAGCUCAACUACCUGCGCAUCUCAGAGGCCAAGCUCACUGGCAUCCCCAAAGAUCUCCCUGAGACCCUGAAUGAACUUCACCUGGACCACAACAAAAUCCAGGCUAUCGAGUUGGAGGACCUACUUCGCUACUCCAAGCUGUACAGGCUGGGCUUAGGCCACAACCAGAUCCGAAUGAUUGAGAAUGGGAGCCUGAGUUUUCUGCCCACCCUGCGGGAACUCCAUUUGGACAACAAUAAGCUGUCCCGGGUGCCUGCUGGCCUCCCAGACCUCAAACUCCUCCAGGUGGUCUAUCUGCACUCCAACAACAUCACCAAGGUGGGCAUCAACGACUUUUGCCCCAUGGGCUUCGGAGUCAAGAGAGCCUACUAUAACGGCAUCAGCCUCUUCAACAACCCUGUGCCCUACUGGGAAGUGCAGCCAGCCACCUUCCGCUGCGUCACUGACCGCCUGGCCAUCCAGUUUGGAAAUUAUAAGAAGUAGAGGCAGUAGUAGCCACAAUGGUAGCCUUGGUGAGAGUCUCUGAGGAACAUAACCAGAUAGAUGUUCCACAGGGGAAGGGGAAGCAAAGAAGCAAAGCCCCCUCACCACACACACACACACACACACACACACACACACACACACACCUUUGUUCCCCAACACUAACUCACUGCCCCAGCUCAGCCUCCCCCGGCUCCCAAGCCUGCAUGUAUGCACAUGGCAUGGCCCUCUCGCCCGUUCCCCUCAGCUUUUGAGAUUUAACACUCACCUUCCAUGUACACUCAAAGACUCCCUAUAAAUCUUUCUUCUUGUCCAUUCUGACACCCAGCUGCCGGUGGCAGGAGGAGCUAGCAAGUGUGGACACAGAACACUACCACAGCUACUGUUCUCUCCAGACAUGUGUUCCUCUUCUUCCUCAUCAAUGUCUGUCUUGGACCCUACCUGCUGCCCUUGCCCUCUGGUGAUCCCGAGUUUACAACCUGUCCAUCCCAGGCAUUACCUGGCUCUACUAACUCCCAGAUCAGUCCUUCUCUCCAGCCCUGCCAUGCUUCCUUUUAGGGUAGUAGAUAUCUCCCCUGCCAUCUCUGGACCCCGUUCAUAUCUCUCUAGCUCUGUAUCUCUUUGCCUAGGUCUCUGUCUGUCUCUCUAUUUCUGUCUCUCUCUCUCACACACACAUACACACACACACACACACACACACACACACACACACACACACGCACACUGACCAUCCCCUAGGCUGCUUUCUGCUUCAUAGGUCUCUGACCAGGCCUUGCACAAACAAAUCUGUGGGCAACUAUCUCCGUGAUUGCCCUGCGCAGCACUUGACCCCCAGCCCUGGAGGAGGCUGGAAAGUAGAGGCCCAGAAUCCUGUCCAUAUUGUCCAGGAAGGGACCAUACUCUGCUACCAAGAUGAGGAGCAGGAAGCUUCAUAGACCCUGAAGAGGCUCAGCAGGCCACCAGAGCCUCUAGAACCAGUUUGCAUUGGCCCGUGCCUUCACCCCAAGAUGGCUAGGUCCCUUCCCCUCACCCCUGGGUCCCUGCUGAGGUAGGGGCUGGUGAGCAGUUGCACCCAGUUGGAGGGCGUGCUGCUUCUGAGGUCGGUUGUCUUUCAAUUAAAGAAACACUGUGCAAUA
This is a messenger RNA of Microtus oregoni (creeping vole), 2398 nucleotides long. RefSeq names its product biglycan. The record is from RefSeq and is a predicted model, not a curated record. Bases 153 to 1262 code for a protein of 369 amino acids. Gene Ontology annotation, molecular function: protein binding. The transcript has 8 exons. NCBI's taxonomy places the organism in Eukaryota, Metazoa, Chordata, Mammalia, Rodentia, Cricetidae.